GGGCCACGACGGUGGCUGGGAAGGGCCACGCCGUCGGCUGACAGCGCCGGGAGCGACAGGACCGGGCGGCGUGCCCUGCUUAAAGAUGGCCGCCGGCGACUUCGGCGUGUCCGGAGGUGAGAGGUGAGGGGUGGCGGCAGCGGUGGCCGCGCUCCGGGAAGAUGGCAGAGAGCGAGCGGCCAGCAGGUGCCUCUGAGGAGGUGGCUCCUCCCCUCCAGCAGAGCUUCAUGAUCCCCAAAAAGGAGAUAAACAUGGUUUCCGACAUGGCCAAGUGGAAGCGCUCUCAGGCAUACGCAGAUUACAUGGGCUUCAUCCUCACUCUGAAUGAAGGUGUCAGGGGCAAGAAGCUGACCUGCGAAUACAAAGUUUCAGAGCCCAUUGAAAAGUUGGUGGCUCUUCUGAACACCCUUGACAGAUGGAUCGAUGAAACCCCACCAGUGGAUCAACCUUCUCGCUUUGGGAACAAAGCCUUCAGGACCUGGUACGCCAAACUAGACCAGGAAGCAGAAAAGUUGGUGGCAACAGUGAUCCCCAAGCAUUUGGCUGACGCUGCACCAGAAGUGGCUGUGUACCUGAAGGAAUCUGUGGGGAACUCCACCCGCAUUGACUAUGGCACAGGGCACGAAGCUGCGUUUGCAGCCUUUCUCUGCUGCCUCUGCAAAAUUGGUGUGCUCAGAGUGGAUGACCAGAUGGCCAUCGUCUUUAAAGUAUUUAACAGGUACCUAGAAGUGAUGCGAAAACUUCAGAAGACCUACAGGAUGGAACCUGCUGGCAGCCAGGGCGUGUGGGGCUUGGAUGACUUCCAAUUUCUACCUUUCAUAUGGGGCAGUUCCCAGCUGAUAGACCAUCCAAAUCUGGAGCCUCGACACUUUGUUGAUGAGAAGGUGGUAAAUGAAAACCAUAAGGACUUCAUGUUCCUGGAGUGCAUCCUCUUCAUUACAGAGAUGAAGACGGGCCCCUUUGCCGAGCACUCCAACCAGCUCUGGAACAUCAGCGCCGUGCCCUCCUGGUCCAAGGUCAACCAGGGCCUCAUCCGCAUGUACAAGGCAGAGUGCCUGGAGAAGUUUCCUGUGAUCCAGCACUUUAAGUUCGGCAGCCUGCUCCCCAUCCAGCCUGUGACGUCUUAAGGAGGCCGCGGGAGGAGUCAAGGCAGCGGAGGCAUAGCACGAUGCUCUUCCUCCUCCCCUCACCCCCUCCUUAUCACCCUGCCCGUUACACACAGCCCAUUCAUUCCUGCACAUCCUCAUCGGCAACCACAGAUCCAAAGCACUCGCCGGCCUUGCACGGGAGACGGGACCCGGAGCGGCUUGUCCUGAACAUCCCCAUCACGGGGAUGUCUCGCCAGCGACCAAGCCGGGGCUGUGCUUCUCCGCUCUGCUGCGUCCACGGGCAGCACGACUGCCCUGUACGGCUCCGGGCAUGUGAAUGGGGUUUGAGUAGGGGCUGCCUUGUAGCGAAGGCUCCCUGCUUCCCUUCCCAGGAGGAAGGGGGUGUGGAGGGGAGGAAGGCACGUGUGUAUGUGUUGGGCAGUGGUAACUGCAAUUUCCCUUUUGAAUUUCACUGAAGUUUCCUGUUGCUGUUUGGUUUGGGAAACCACUGCGAGGGGUGAGGUGUGAGCCUGCACGUGCCUGUAGGCAGCCACCUCUGCUUGCACUGGGGGGUCUGAAAUGGGUAGAGGAAGUUGUAGGGAAGGUCUGUGGGUUGCUGGAAGCACAGGGUCCCAUCUCUCCCUUAUUCUGAGUAAGGAAAGCCCCCUUCCUCCUCCCUCCAUCUCUUCUGCAAGGUUCCCUGGGUCUUCCUUUCCCACCACUGCCUCUUCUCUCAGACGAAGCUGGGAACCUUCUGGGCUGCGGGGGUCUGAGCUGGCUCUGGAGCUGGAGACAAGGUCCCUGGAGGGACCCGGCUCUGUGGGAACAGCUAUGCAAAGACACUGCUCGAGCGGCGCCUGCUCAGGCUCCCUCUUAACGGGCACAAAACCUCCCAUGUUCACACACAUUCAUUGCUGGGUCCAACCUGCCCUUUGCACUCCCCAUUUCCUCCUCUGUGCUUUGCAGCCCCGGGGCUGGGCUGGCCUCAGUGGCACAAGGUGACCGUGGUUGCUACUGCUUGGUCAUAAAUUGUAGCAGCAGCCCCAUAGCAAAGGGAUUUCCCCACAAAGCAGCAUGUUCCCCAGCUCUUUUAGGGAGGCAUCCCCAGAGCAAAAACAGCGGGGGGCGGGGGGGGGGGGCAGGCAUGCAGCUUUACAUGCAUUUAUAUACCCGCGCUGGAAACAAAAAGCAUAAAUAGCCCAGGACAGCAGGUUAUAUCUGGAGAAAGCUCUUUCCCUUUGUCAUUCCCUGCUGGUGUUGCUGUGCUGGACCUCGGGCAGAGGGACCGUGCUUCCAGUGCCACCAGCAGCGGCAUCUUGAAGGCAGGUGAAUGAAUGGGGACGUGGGCUGGUGCCAGCGGCAUCACUAGGAGGGCUGGAACGGCUGGUGCUGGGUUUGAGGUGAGCGGUUGUGGCCACAGGUCUUGACCAAGGUGGUCCACAACUUUGCAGCUGGAGAGGGGGUGUUUCUUGGGGUUCCCGGGCUGGGUGUGGGGGGGACAGGGCUCUGGUCUGGUGUUUGCUGGGGGUCAGGGGCAGCAGGGAUCAUUUCUCUGGCCCUCCUGCAGACCACAGAGGGGGGGGGGGGGGGCUGCCCUCAGCCAGGCUGCUUGGCUUUUGCUGCUGCAUUGCUUUACUGUUGGGGGGAAAAGAAAAAAGAAAAAAAAAAAAACAAACCCAAACCCAAACCUGCUUGUGAAUUUUUUCUCCCAAUUUUCUUUUUGCCAGACCUACUGCCUCCCUCUUGUAAAAGUUCUCGCAGGCGCUCAGGGGAGGGAGAGCAAGAAAAGAGUCUAAAUUAAGAGGCAGUGAACCCCAGGUGUCUGCAGAGCUAAAGCAGAGCUUUCUAACACUGCUACUGUCCUGUCGGCUCUGGCUUGGCCCUGGGCGGGAGGGGGCAAGGGUCUCUUGACCUGCCUGAAACAGCUCUAUAAGCUUGCGUUUUAAAUGAAAAUGGAAGACUGGAGUUAAGUCUUGUUUUACUCCUAAAUGGGACGUGUGUUUUGUCUUGGCUUUCCAAAUGGAUCCACUCUGGUGCUGGAGAUCUGUGUGCUUGCUGGGACUUGAUGAGUCCAUCUCUGGUGGAGCCGUUUAGCAGCCAGCGCCUGGAGCAGAGACCCCAGGCAUCUCCACCUGCGUCCCCUGGCGUUGCUGUGUGGCUUUUGGCAAGUGUCACCAUGCUUUAAAUGGCUGUGCAACAUCUGGCUGGCAAUGGCUGAGCUAAAGCCUGUGGUUUCCCAAGGCUGCACGAGGGUUGGGAACGCAUCUCUCCUGGUUGUCUCUUGGAAAUGGGGCUUCCAUGCAAAAGGAGGGGGGGAAAUGUUGACGUCCAUGCAUGGGAGGAACACCAAGAAUGGGAAAUACAGCACCAAAAAAGGGUGGGGAGAUGCUUCCUUCCCCUGCAGCUGCAGCCACUGCUCCCUGGGAAUGGUGUCCCUGGGCUUGGGACCUGCUGGGGAGGAGCUCACAUAAAGCUCGGUGUUUCUUGCUUGCCUGAGUCUGCACAUCUGUCCUGGUAGGGAUUUUUGGACUUCAAGUGACUAAUUCUUAUUUGAGUCUUAUCAGCACGCUUGGGAUGUGCCCCUGUCACGUGGCAGUCAGCUGCUUACCUUCCUCUGGCUCCCACCAGCGUCCGUCACUGGUUCUCUGGGCUCUGCUUCUCUCCUGGUGGGUCCACACAUGUAGCAGCCCCCAGGGCUGCUCGAUGUCUGAAGCAGCGCUCCCCCACCUCCUCCCAUAUUGUGGUUUUAAUUAAAGUCUUUGUGUUUUGCACUGGUGACUGUGUUGGUCUCUCUCGGGCUGGGGUUUGCUCCCGCGCUGGGAGCAGAGCCAGAGAAGCCGAUGGCGGGAGCUUUCGGCACAGGGAAGAGGCUUUGUGGAGGCACUUGCCACGUUGGUGGUUGAUCUCACGCUUGCACCAAAAUUGACUCGUUAUUUAACUGCAUGAAUCUAGUAUAUCCAGUCUGUCUUUGUACCCUUCCUAGGUGUCUUUCUGUCGUACGGUAUGUUUUAUUUAUUUAUUUAACUUCUUUGCUAUCUCCACCCCCUUCUCUCCCCGCUUGGAUUGGGCGGGUAGGUGAUGUGCGAAGCCUGUUCCCAGGCCAGCAAAUACCUCUUGAAGAUCAGAGACGCUCACAACCAAAGGACGUUUGAGCCUUGUUUCUGAGGCAGGGUGAGAACUGGAACCUUUUUCUUCAGAUGUUUUUCCUAUCCUGCUGCUGUGGCUGACUCAGGACUUCCAGCAUCGGUUCAGCUCAGCAGCUUUGUUGGAUUUAUAUAGAAAAUGAUACCUGGACCUUCUCAUGAGCAGUUGGAGCUAGCGUAGAUGUGCUUAGCAAAUGCUAGUUUUCUUGUCACUGGGUUUUAUCUUCUCCGUCAAUGCAGGCCAACUGUGUAAGUGCAUGUUGCUAAAAGUGGCAGCAGCAUGGAGGGAUGGAUGGUGAGCAGAAAUGUCAUCUUGGAUUACAGAUGUUUUCUUUGAAGGCACUUGAAUCCGUCUUGAACGUGUCCCUUGGUGAACAUGACGUGCAGUGAAGGGGAAGCAGACGUAGUGUGGGUUUCUCACCAUCUUCCCUCUCAGCCCACUGACCAAGCCAGUUUUUUUAAAUUCAGUUUUCAGAACUGUAUCCUUUGGGGUUGCGAUACGUAGGCCAGUUCGUGUUUCUGUUUAACAGCUGUUGCCUUUACAUGGGGCGCGUUUCACAAAUCGCCGUGAACCUUCCCCUGUCUCUCUCUUCGCAGUCCUCCUUUAUAAAUGAUCGCUCAUGGCAGCCAGUAAUAAAUGAAGUAAGAGUUAAGAGAAGCAGCCUCGUGCGGUGAUAGUAGUAAAAGAAUAAAAAAUAGAACUGUUUCAUGCCAUUGUUGCUGUAUUAACUUGUCCCUGGUGUGCGGCUCAGUUCCAUUACGUAGUGCUGGGUUCCUGCUAUUAAAUAAACAAAGAAGUCCCCACUGCAGGACCAGCAUUUGUUCAGCAGCAAAAUCUGAGCUGGCUUCAUCCUGAGUUUCCAGGACAAAGUCGUGCUUGGUACCCCAAGGAACCAGGGUUGAACCACACAAGAGCCCUGGGCACUGCACUGUGUCCCCGCAACUGCGUUGGCUUCCUUCCUGAGGGAGGGAAGGCGGCAGAAAUGGGUGGCAGAAGGUGGAAUUGAUGCUUAAUGAUAACUGCCAACGUGACGAUGGAAACCAUCUAUGGUUGAGAAGCUCACGGGGAUCUCAUUGCUGUUUCAACAAGGACUCUCCUGGCUCAGAUGUAGAAUUUAUCAGGGCUUUGGGAGGUCAUUUCAUGCUCUAAUAGGCAAGAAGAGAGAUCUUCAUCCCUUAAAUGUUGCUUCCCCUUCGGUGGAUGAACACUCUUCCCAUUGAUGUCGCAACAAACUCCUUGAGCAUCCUGGGGACAGACACAUCUUUCCCUGGACUGAUCUCGUAAAAAUUGUGCCAAACUUCAAAACUAGGAUGAGCCAAAUUGAAAAAGGGCUGCCUGCACGUGGGAUUUAGCGAGGGCUGAACCAUGAUGGGCAUCUUCAGCUUGGAGAUAUGCUUGUUCUGAAGAGCACAAGGCUGUGAGCAGGCUUCGGAGGUUAGAAAAGGCUUUUGAGGGGGUGGAGGGGGUGCUUCUGCUUGCUAUAAAAAGCCUGGGCUUGGGAAUGUCUACAUCAGUCGGCUCUACGCAGGGCAUAAAUACAGUUGUGGCUAAAAUUGGAACGAGUCACUCCCCAUGUUCCCAGUUGCAACUCUAACACAGAUAAUAAAUAACAUCAAAAUCCCUCA
Molecule: messenger RNA, 5857 nt
Organism: Chroicocephalus ridibundus (black-headed gull)
Lineage: Eukaryota; Metazoa; Chordata; Aves; Charadriiformes; Laridae
Gene: PTPA
Product: protein phosphatase 2 phosphatase activator
Exons: 10
Coding region: 162-1127 (321 amino acids)
Biological process (GO): mitotic spindle organization
Cellular component (GO): nucleus; cytoplasm; protein phosphatase type 2A complex
Molecular function (GO): peptidyl-prolyl cis-trans isomerase activity; protein tyrosine phosphatase activator activity
Source: RefSeq, a predicted model, not a curated record